Messenger RNA from Trichoplusia ni (cabbage looper), 1648 nucleotides. Its product is annotated as glutamine synthetase 1, mitochondrial-like. The record is from RefSeq and is a predicted model, not a curated record. Gene Ontology annotation, molecular function: glutamine synthetase activity. The transcript has a single exon. Gene Ontology annotation, cellular component: cytoplasm. Bases 353 to 1588 code for a protein of 411 amino acids. Lineage: Eukaryota; Metazoa; Arthropoda; Insecta; Lepidoptera; Noctuidae.
UUUUAUCGCGGCUUAAUUUUAGAUUUCAGUUCCCGACGUUUCGACACCUUUGCAGGUAUCAUGUAAAAAAUUAGGCCUUGGACAGAAGAGAGUGGGAAUCAUAGAAAUAGGGUGUACUAGCGAAAAAUAUAGGGCUUUGGUGGAUUUGAAGUCAAAGUUGUUGCAACCUCUUUCGAGAUCAAAGUUACUGCUAACUAAAAGAAUACAUUACAAAUGCCUUGAAAAUAAAAUAAGCACGUCAAGAUACUUCUGGAAUCAUUCAAAUUUAUUUUGGGGCCUAGCACACGCCUGUUUGCUAUCGUUAUUAUUUUUUACAAAAUUUAUAAGUAAGAUCAAGAUAUUAAAUAUCAAUAUGGAAACCUUAAAAAGGUGUUUCAUUGGAAUUCGUCGACCAACAAAAGUAUUAUUUGUAACUAAACGAAAUUUAAUGGCACAUAAUAUAAAUCACAUACUUAACAAGAAAGUUAUGGAUCGCUAUAUGAGACUGCCGCUGCCAUGUAAUAAAAUAUUAGCUACGUAUGUGUGGAUAGAUGGAUCGGGAAUCAAUAUGAGAUGCAAGGAUCGGGUCCUGGACUGUGUUCCUUAUAGCCCAGAUGCUGUCCCUGCAUGGGCCUUCGAUGGCAGUUCAACAGGGCAAGCCACUACUGACAAUUCUGAUACCACUUUGAAGCCAGUCGCAGUUUACAGGGACCCGUUUAGAGCUGAUCCGCAUGUACUCAUUUUAUGUGAGGUUUACCAAGGUGAAGGUCAGACACCAGUUGCAACGAAUCAUAGAAAGUAUUGCAAUGAUUUGUGUGAAACUCAUAAGGCUGAAGAACCUUGGUUCGGUCUAGAACAAGAGUACACCUUGCUGGAUAACGAUGGAUGGGGUCUGGGAUGGCCGAAAGGUGGAGGCUUCCCUGCAGUCAAGUAUCAAUACAACUACUGUGGCGUAGGAGCGAAAUAUAUAGCAGGAAGAGACGUUGCUGAGGCGCACGUAAAAGCAUGUCUUUUUGCAGGGCUCGACUUUGAAGGUACUAACGCCGAAGUGAUGCAUGCUUGCUGGGAGUGGCAAGUAGGGACAACUCUUGGUAUAAAAGCUCCGGAUGACUUAUGGAUGUCACGCUAUAUAAUGGCAAGGGUUGGUGAAGAUUAUGGAGUUGACGUCACAUAUCAUCCCAAGCCUUUUGGCCAUUUACAUCCUGGUGUGGGCAUGCAUCAUAAUUUUAGUACGAAGAGAAUGCGGUCCGACGGUGGCUAUGCUUUUAUAGAAGAAUGCAUUAAGAAAUUGGAAAAGGCACACAUGAAACAUAUGAAGCAGUAUGGAAAUGAAGAAGCGACUAAUAGAAUGCGAUUGUCCGGAAAAUUUGAAACUUCACCAUUUGACAAGUUUUCAUGGGGUAUCGCCAACAGGAAAGCAUCCAUACGACUUCAAAGAAAUAUUAAAAAGAAGGGAAAAGGUUUCCUUGAGGACAGGAGGCCAGGUGGUGAUUGUGACCCUUAUUUGGUAUGUGGACUGUUAAUGGAGACAUGUUUAGGGAGCAGCGGAGGUAGUGGAGGUAGCUCUAGUUGUCAACAACAAACUAAGGACCCUUGCAAGAGAAAAUGAUAAUUUACCUAAAUUGUUUUUGACUUAUGUGCUGUACAAAAUGUAAAAUUUUAUAGAUUC